AUGGUGAUUUUCGAGCAAUGCUCGGAUUCAUUGCUCUACAUCUUCCGCUGGAACAAGGCGCACGGUCACAACACCGUCGCCAAGUACUGUCCUGAUGAGUUGGCGAAGCUCAUGGAGUACAAGAAGGUCUUUGCGGGCGAUGGAAUGCGCAAUCGACCGGAGCCUCCCGGUAUCUUCUCGGAUUUCUUUGCAGAUGCUGACAUUUUCAUCAAAGUGCGAGGGAGGUACGACUCUUCGGCCAACUUCUCCGCACAGAAAUAUCCGUGUCCGCUGUCCGAUGAGUCAUUUGGAUUCGAGGGGGGUGAAUGUUGUGGCCUGCCUCUGGGCGGACUGGAUGCAAAGCUGUUGAUGCCAACUAGGUGGUGCUUCUGGGCAUCGGAUGGUCGACAGAUUACCUGUCCUGGACCUGAUGAAGAUGGCGAGAAGAAGAGCCCCACAAACUUCGAGAGAUGUUUGCCGGAAGGCCAGAAGUUUCGACUGAUGCAGAACAAGGUGCGCAACCAGCUCUCCUUGAUCUUCAAAGCACCCCAACUUCGCCGGCUGGAAAGAGCCAUCCGCUGCCGAAAUCGUCUCGUUCUGCAGUCCUUGAUGGAGGAGCUCUCUGGAGUCCCUGAGGGCUUGAGAGCUGCGGCACAGAAGCUUCUCUCCGGCUUCCGACCAGAUCCCAGCGAGCUCCCAAAAGCUCCGGAGCUCAAAGCGAUGCCUAUGGCCCCCAAGGCACCGGCAGAGGCAGAAAGCGGCUUGCCUUUGAAGGCAAGCCCACCACCCAAGGCUAUGCCUCAGCCCAAGUUCAAGGCAAAAGGGCCAGCGCCGGUGAAGCCGAAGGCGCAGGAGCCUUCAACAGGAGGUGCAGAUGCCUCUCCCACUGUGGCUUCGCCAACAGAGCCUGUGGCCAAGGCCGCCCCAGUUUUGGAGGACUUCGCUACCAGCGCAGCGGCCCCCGGGACUGACGAG
Molecule: messenger RNA, 954 nt
Organism: Symbiodinium necroappetens
Lineage: Eukaryota; Dinophyceae; Suessiales; Symbiodiniaceae
Source: the annotation of a GenBank genome assembly